AUGACGAUAAAACUUCACGAGUGCAAACAUAAACAUCAUCAUAAACAUCAUCGCAGUGACGGUAGUCGUAGAAUUAAUUUUCCCCGCGACUGCUCAGGUGACGGCGGCAACGUCGGCGGCGGAAGUGCAAACGGAAGUGCAGUGUGGAGGUUGAAACCGGAAGAAGUGGUGCAAACUAGGGCAGAUGGUACCGGUCACGGUGAGCUAGCGAGCUGUGAAUCAGCCGCGGCGGAGGUCGUGACAGGUGUGGAUCGUUUUGCGGUGUCCCACCGGAACGGUAACCUAGUGAACAGUGCGUGGCCCAACAACGUCGAAUCCAGCAGCAUCGAUUGCAUCGGUGGCGAUGGUCGAUCACUAACGACGCGGUUGCUGGCACGGCAGAAACAACCAUUCUGCCUUGGUCAGCAGCAGCCCGGCAACAAGAACUACGACAACAACAACAACAACAACAACAACAGCAGCAGUUGCAGCCAUCCGACUAGUUUUAGUAUUAGAUUUUUUCGUUCACAAGUCCUGCAAACUGUGGUCGUGUUGUAUAUAGCACUGGUAGUAAUCAUAGCGAAUGCAGUUGCAGCAUUUGAACCCGAUUUUGUAUACCCACUGGAAAAUGUUACGGUAGCAAAAGGACGUGAUGCGACGUUCACGUGCGUCGUGAAUAACCUCGGUGGUUAUAGGGUGAGUGGGGAGGCAACUCCGGCUAGGGUAGCCUGGAUAAAAGCGGACGCGAAGGCAAUCCUGGCGAUCCACGAGCACGUGAUCACCAACAAUGGGCGACUUUCGGUGACGCACAACGACUACAACACCUGGACGUUGGUGAUUCGGAACGUCAAGAUGGAGGAUCGGGGCCUGUACAUGUGCCAGGUCAAUACCGAUCCGAUGAAGAUGCAGACUGCAUUUCUGGAGGUUGUGAUUCCACCGGACAUCAUCUACGAGGAAACGUCCGGCGACAUGAUGGUACCGGAGGGUGGUUCAGCAAAGCUGGUGUGCAAAGCACGCGGCUAUCCGAAACCGAAGAUCAUCUGGCGGCGGGAGGACGGCCGGGAAAUAAUCGCACGUAACGGUACCCACGGGAAAAUGAAAGCCACCGUCGUUGAAGGCGAGAUGCUAUCACUUACCAAGGUGACACGCUCGGAGAUGGGCGCGUACAUGUGCAUCGCGUCCAACGGUGUUCCUCCUUCGGUGAGCAAGCGGAUGAAACUGCAAGUACAUUUUCAUCCGCUGAUACAAGUGCCGAAUCAGCUUGUUGGAGCCCCGCUGGGAACCGAUGUCACGGUAAUUUGCAACGUCGAGGCAUCACCGAAGGCAAUCAACUACUGGCAGCGGGAAAACGGCGAGAUGAUAAUCUCCAAUGAGCGCUAUUCGAUGAACGAAAACGAAAGCUCGAUGUACGCGGUGCAGAUGACGCUUGUGAUCCGGAAACUGCACAAAGCCGAUAUGGGCGGCUACAAGUGCAUAUCGAAGAACAGCAUCGGCGAUGCCGAGGGCACCAUUCGGCUGUACGAGAUGGAGCUGCAGAAAAAAACCAAAUCAGCACAUAGACUGAACAGCGUCGAGGAUUCAUCCGUUAAUGAUGAAAUCAACUCUACGCCAAACAUUGAAAUACCCGAGGAGAAUAAUAAAAUCCACAAAAACGGACGCCUCUACAAGGGGCUGCAGGGUAGCGAGCACGACCUGAUGAGCUCCUCCGGUGCGACCGGGGCCAUCGUCAGCGGUGGGGUACACCAGCUCUUCCGACGGCCUCGUCAAUCAGCGUGGUCCAGCGGCGGCGACGGCGGCGGGAAACUGUUAAUUGUCCUACUGCUGGUGCACCUACGCCAGCAGCUCGCCGGUCUGCUGCUGUUGCUGCCGCGGUUAGCCGGAAUGGUUCGACAUUUCCGCCGAACUUCCUCGCCACCACUACUGCCGUGCUCGAUGUUGUGA
Messenger RNA from Sabethes cyaneus, 1920 nucleotides. It is a transcript of the gene DIP-beta, whose product is annotated as leucine-rich repeats and immunoglobulin-like domains protein 2. Gene Ontology annotation, cellular component: neuron projection. Lineage: Eukaryota; Metazoa; Arthropoda; Insecta; Diptera; Culicidae. The record is from RefSeq and is a predicted model, not a curated record. The transcript has 10 exons. The coding region runs from base 1 to 1920 and encodes 639 amino acids.